CAAUGCAAAGCCUCCAACAAAAGAGCCUCAAAACCCAAACGCGAGGUUCGCAGGUCGCAGGCAUACCAACACAACUUUAUAAUGCUUUAGGAUAUCGCUCAAGCCCAAUGCGGCUUCUCUGCGACGGCAGCAACGUACUGCAGAGUUUUAAGGGGGACGAAAGCUACAUUUGGGGGUUUGAGUGUGACACUUGCAAAGAAACAGGCUUCCGCCUUAUUGGCUCGAAACAUGCACGUGCUAUCGACCAUGAGUGAAUAUGGCGGUUCAGACGAAAGCUAUUCAGAGACAAGAGCUCUCUUUGGUCGCGGUGCCGCCAACACCGAUUUCGUCGCAGAAGCCGAAAGCUGCCCCACCUUCCCUCCCCACCCCCUUAGCGGUGCAAUGCGCCACAGCCAAGGCUGCAGCAGUGCCCAAAGGCAACAACCCACCAGGUGAGGGCUUUGCUUGUGGAGAAUUAUUUGGUGAACCGGCUGUCUCCCAUUACAAGCUCCACUUCAAUCGCCGCUGGGGCACAUGGAAAGAGAAGUCCGUCGGGGUUGUGGCCAUCAUGUGGGCAGACAUGCGCGUGAGGAUGGAAGACAUGCAGCUUGCCAAGUUGAUGAAGGCGAUCAAGGAGCGUUUGUGCGAGGCCUUGGGCGAGGAGGCCGUGGUGGCGAUCGUGGACGACCAGGUCGGUGAGUUGGACCGGAUCUUUGUUUGUUUGUUGGCCCGGGCGGAGGACUGCAUCGAAGUCCGCAAGGCGUGGAAGCCGAUGACCUUUGGAAAGGCGACGGCCACCUGGAGAGAUACUAUUGAUACUGGGUCAAGUCAUAUGACUCCGAGACUCAAGGCUUGCUGGAACCCAGAUGGGCUGGCGAUCGAUGGAAUGAGCAUUGAGUUUCCAGCUCGUUGGGCCCUGAAAGAUGUGGGUCCUGUAGGAAAGGCUGCCAGAUGUCAAGAGGGUUCUCAUUGGUACAACUUUGCCUCUCUCUUCGGAACCGUGCUGGAGGCAUACAUAGUGGUAGCCGCACGUGCUGAGACUGUCAACCUAGUGGUUCAUUAUUCGUCCAACCGCGGGCCGUAUACUGCCUACAAGGCGUUGUCGGGGAGAUGCUUGUACAAUCCAAUGACGACCGCCGAUUCCCAAAACUCCAAAGCUAAAGACUUGUCAGUGCUGCGCGCCACCUAUGGAACCUAUGCUAGCCUGCUGUCCAAAGCGACGCGGGGUGUACUGUCCUCCAUGACACUUCAAUGGACGGGUAAGGCAAUACCCUUGCCCCAAGGUACAGAAACCGAGGGGCCCAUCUUCGAGCUGUAUCCCUUGGGAGGGGCCAUCGUGACGUCGAAUGAAGUCUUCCGAAUGGCACCUUGGGGCCCGCAAGAGGUGAAGAUCGGCAAGACUCGCAAAUGUCAUCUCUUCAUGUCCGAUGAAACCGCCGGCGUCUCCAACAUCCAUGCGGAGCUCACGCUCUUGGCGCCGGUGAAAGGCUCCGCGCGCCAAGCCCGGCUCUUUGUGUGCGAUCUAUCCAAAAACGGCACCUGGGUGAACGAGCAGCGCAUUCCAAAAGGCCAACUACUGGAACUCCGCGAUGGCGACGUUUUACGCCUUGCUGAGGUGCCACGCUACGCUGUGCGGCGCUUCGAGUCACUGCGGCAGUGCCAAAGUGCACAACCUGCGAACAAGUCAGACCCGGAGUUUUAUGUGCCUCCCUGCCCGUAUUUUAUCCGCGAGGUUAACACCAAGGCACCUUUCUCAGAGGUGCCACGAGUACCAGAUGAGGACUGUCUUCCAGGUCUUUGCAGGUUGAGUUCCUUUGCUCCUCGAGCUCGGGAAGUUCUUUUUUUCAAGAUAUUUUUGUUUUACAACUGGGGUGGGGUAGCAUGAAGGGGAGGACAAUGAACCACCAACAACUGUUUUGUGUUGGCCGCCUCCAAGAAUGAGUUGGAAGUUGCCACAACCCUGCUAGGAGGAUGGCUCCGGUGCAGACAUGCCUGAUCGCAAGCGGCAGCGAACCUGA
This is a messenger RNA of Durusdinium trenchii, 1997 nucleotides long. The record is from the annotation of a GenBank genome assembly. NCBI's taxonomy places the organism in Eukaryota, Dinophyceae, Suessiales, Symbiodiniaceae.